Molecule: messenger RNA, 748 nt
Organism: Paramecium octaurelia
Lineage: Eukaryota; Ciliophora; Oligohymenophorea; Peniculida; Parameciidae
Source: the annotation of a GenBank genome assembly
AUGGGCAAAUCCAAUAACAUUGAAGACAAAUCAAAGAAAAGUAAACAAUAUCAAAAAAUCGAAUGUGACCAAAGAAAACUAGUACUUGAUAUGCUAUUCAAUUAAAAAUUAUCAUUACAAGAGGUAUUAAUUAUAAUCUUUCUUAUCACUCCUCUUCUAUAUCCUUCUAUUUAUAUAAGUUGCUUUUUCAAUUAAUAUCUCUUUAGGUGGCUAGCAAACUGUAAUUGAAGUAUUGCACCGUACGAACGAUCUAGAAGACAUAUGAAAGAGAAGGUCGAAUAGGAAAAAAAGAAACUAGAAAGAAGAAGUUAAAAGUUGAAAGUAUUCUAAAAAUAUGUGUCAUAAAUCCCUUCACUAUGGUUGUACAACCCUUGAGUAUCCAAUCUGAUAUUCAAUCGGUAUUCGUUAUUUUUGUUAUAUUUAGAUAUACAUUGACAAACAACCAUCACAACUUGAUCAGAUAAUCAUAUCAAACCAAUAGCUAUCCUAAUUGCAAACUUAAUACUCUAAAUUCAUUUAGGCGCUUGUAUCUAGGAUGAAUUAACCAAAUUUAAUAUAUUAAUCCACCAUUCAAAGCAUGUUACUUGCAUCGUAACACGUAUUUCAAUCAAUCCUUGAUUUCAACUCUCGAGGAUCAAUCAAAUUAGAAUUUGACUCACAUUCUUAACUGCAGCCAUAAUUACCCUUCACAUAACAACCAUUUUAAUAACAGCUUCACAAAUUACCACAUACUAAGCUAAGAACUUGA